GAAGUGUUGGUCAUAUUCGAUAAACUGAAGAGAUUUAUGAUUGAGUCUAAUGAGCUGACUGGAGUUUGAGAUGGAUCAUGUUUUCUGGAUCGGUUCUCUCUCCUGGUUCUGGUUCGUGUUGACUGGACUCAUCACAGCAGAGGAAGAGGUGCUGAUGAACACAAAACUAGAAACAUCUGAUCUGAGAUGGACCAUCUACCCCAACACUGACCCUGAGUGGGACGAGGUGACGGGGCUGGAUGACGAGGGCAACAGCGUGCGCACGUUCCAGAUCUGCCCGCUGGAGAGUGUGUCGAGCCACUGGCUGCGCACGAGCUUCAUCCCGCGGCGCGGCGCGUCUCAGGUGUACGUGGAGCUGCGCUUCACCAUGAUGGAGUGCUCCUCCCUGCCCAACGCCUACAGGACCUGCAAGGAGACCUUCAACCUGUACCUGUACCAGAGCGACGAGGACACCGCCACACACACACACCCCGCCUGGAUGGAGAACCCCUACAGCAAGGUGGACACGGUGGCGGCGGACUUCCUGUUGCGUCGGGGCGGCGAGAGGAAGUCGAACGUGAAGACGGUGCGCGUGGGUCCGCUGGCGAAGAGGGGCUUCUACCUGAGCUUCCAGACCCAGGGCGCGUGCAUGGCCCUGCUGGCCGUCAGGGUGUUCCUCAAGAAGUGCCCCCCCGUCACACGGGCCUUCUCCUCCUUCCCAGAGACGCUCCCUCAUUCGCUGGUGCAGCAGGCCGGGGGCGUGUGCGUGGAGAACUCCGCCCCCCUGAGUGAAGCUCCGCCCACCAUGUUCUGCGGGGAGGAUGGGCAGUGGGUGGGGCCUCCGUCAUCAUCCUGUGCCUGUAGACCUGGACACGAGCCCGUGGACUCCGAUCGCUGCAGGGCGUGUGGAUCAGGCCAGUAUAAAGCAUCUGUUGGUGGGAGUGUGUGUCGCGUGUGUCCAGACAACAGUAACACACACUCCGCUGGAUCCAGUGUGUGUCUGUGUCGCGCAGGAUUCUACCGAGCAGCCAGUGACCUCCCAGAUUCAGCCUGCACCAAGCCGCCGUCGGCCCCGCGCAGCAUCAUCUCUCAGAUCAAUGACACCGUGGUGACCCUGGAGUGGGCGGAGCCUGUGGACCGGGGCGGGCGCUCGGACCUCAGCUACAGCGUGGAGUGUGUGUGCUGCCGCGGCGCGGUGUGUGUUGCCUGCGCAGACAGCGUCACCUACAGGCCGGGGCAGGUGGGUGUGACCGGGAGGCGUGUCAUCAUCCGCGGGCUCCUCCCACACACCUCCUACACCUUCACUGUCCUAUCCCUGAGCGGCGUGAGCGCUGUCAGUCACACAAGCCCCGCCUCCAGCAGCGUCAACAUCACCACCAGCAGAGACGUGGCCGUUCCAGUGUCCGGUGUCAGGAGGACUAAAGCGUCGGAGAGCAGUGUUUCUCUCAGCUGGACGGUUCCUUCGCAGAACCAGCACAACAUUCAGGAGUAUCAGCUGCGCUACAGUCUGAAGGGUCAGGAUGAUGGAUGGCAGUACGUCAGCAGUAAGAGUAGCUCAGCGGUUCUGAACGAUCUGGCCCGCGGGUCUCAGUAUCAGGUGCAGGUCCGAGCGAGAACUGUGGCGGGAUACGGUCACUUCAGCACCACUGCUACUAUCAGCACGCUUCCUGACGAGGAAGAGUCUCCGUCGCGGCUGAUGCUCACUGGAGUGCUGGUUGCUAUCGGACUGCUCAUUCUCAUCGCCGUGGUGAUUGUUGCCGUGUUCUGCUUCAGGCGCUCCAACAGGACCAGGGACCCAGACCCGGAUAAGAGUGGCCAGUUCCUGAUGGGUCCGGGGAUUAAAGUCUACAUCGAUCCGUUCACAUACGAGGAUCCUAACGAGGCUGUGAGGGAGUUUGCCAAAGAGAUUGACGUGUCGUUUGUCAAAAUCGAGGAAGUGAUCGGCGCUGGGGAGUUCGGCGAGGUGUGCCGGGGCCGGCUGAGGGUCCCGGGCAGGAAGGAGAGCUGCGUGGCCAUCAAGACCCUGAAGGGCGGAUACACGGAUAAGCAGAGGCGGGACUUCCUGUCCGAGGCCUCCAUCAUGGGCCAGUUCCAGCACCCCAACAUCAUCCACCUGGAGGGAGUGAUCACCGCCUCCUGCCCCGUCAUGAUCCUCACCGAGUACAUGGAGAACGGGGCGCUCGACUCCUUCCUGCGGCUGAAUGAUGGCCAGUUCACUGGGAUCCAGCUGGUAGGGAUGCUGCGUGGGAUCGCCUCAGGGAUGAAGUAUCUCUCGGAGAUGAGCUUCGUGCACCGGGAUCUGGCGGCCCGGAACAUCCUGGUGAACAGUAACCUGGUGUGCAAGGUGUCGGACUUCGGCCUGUCCCGCUUCCUGACGGAGAACUCCUCCGACCCUACCUACACCAGCUCUCUGGGCGGGAAGAUCCCCAUCCGCUGGACGGCUCCUGAAGCCAUCGCCUUCCGCAAGUUCACGUCCGCGUCAGACGUGUGGAGCUACGGCAUCGUCAUGUGGGAGGUGAUGUCGUUCGGAGAGAGACCCUACUGGGACAUGAGCAACCAGGACGUGAUCAACGCCAUCGAGCAGGACUACCGGCUCCCCGCUCCCCCAGAAUGCCCUGCUUCUCUGCACCAGCUGAUGCUGGACUGCUGGCAGAAGGAGAGAUCGUCUCGCCCGCGCUUCUGUGCCAUCGUGUCUGCACUCGACCGGCUGAUCCGACACCCAGCCUCUCUCAAGAUCACCGCGCGCAUCCCCGACGGGCUGUCUCACCCUCUGCUGGAUCUGCGUGCUCCUCCUCUCUCUCUCUGCAGUUCAGUGGGCGAGUGGCUCCGGGCCAUAAAGAUGGAGAGAUACGAGUCGGGGUUCCUGCAGGCCGGAUUCACCUCCAUCGAGCUCAUCUCAGACAUCUGCACCGAGGAUCUUCUGCGGAUCGGCGUGACUCUAGCGGGGCACCAGAAGAAGAUCCUGUCCAGCGCCCAAACGCUCCGGAUCCACAGCGGAUCUCUGCGAUACUGACCCUUCCCAGCAUCCCCUGCUUCUGCUCUUACGGACCAGUC
This is a messenger RNA of Rhinichthys klamathensis goyatoka, 3033 nucleotides long. It is a transcript of the gene ephb4b, whose product is annotated as eph receptor B4b. Bases 71 to 2992 code for a protein of 973 amino acids. Lineage: Eukaryota; Metazoa; Chordata; Actinopteri; Cypriniformes; Leuciscidae. The record is from RefSeq and is a predicted model, not a curated record. Gene Ontology annotation, biological process: protein phosphorylation; central nervous system projection neuron axonogenesis; axon guidance. Gene Ontology annotation, cellular component: neuron projection; plasma membrane. The transcript has 17 exons. Gene Ontology annotation, molecular function: transmembrane-ephrin receptor activity; protein binding; ATP binding.